AUGAGCGCGAGCGGCCCGGCGGCUACCGGGGACGGCCCCGCGCUGCCGCCGCCGCCGCCCGGGCCCGGUCCGGGGCCCGCACCGCCCGCGCCCGCCGCCGCCGCCCGGGACGCCAUGGACGGGCGCGCUGAGCUGCCCGCCUUCCCGCGGGCCGGAGCCCCGCCGCUCGCCGCCAGCGACACGGUGCCCGCGGCGCCCGAGGGGGCUGGGGCGGCCCGGCCCGGCCCGCCGCCGCGCCCCACCUCCUUCUCGGUGCUGGACAUCCUGGACCCCAACAAGUUCAACAGCAGAAGACGCCGCUGUGUGCUGCUGGGCCCUGUGGCGCCCGCGGCGUGCGCCCCGGCCCCCGCCGCCCCGGGACGCCCGCCGCGCUCAGAGGAGCUGGAGCGCCGUGCCCUCGCCGCCGCCGGAGGAGCUGGAGCCGGUACCGGAGCUGAGCCGCCGCACGGCGGCGACUCCUGCAAGGCGGACGAGGCCGAGGCCAACGGCUACAGCAGCGGCGGUGGCCGCAGCCCGAGCGCGGACAGCGGGGACGAGGCGCCCGACGACGAGGACGAGGCGCCCGAGGCGGGGGCGGCGCGCGGCGCUGAGGCGCGGGGAGGCGGCAGCGGCCUCGGGGCCCGCGGGUCGGGCUGCCAGGGCGAGGCCGAGGCGCCCCCAGGCGCUGUCGAUGAGGCCGCUGUCCCCGGCCCCCGUGGGAACUCGCCCGGAGCCCCGGGCCCGCCGGGAGCCUCGGUGGCGCCCGGGGACGCGGGGACGACCCCGCAGGGCGCGGCGACGGCGACGAAGCCCAAGCGGAAGCGCACAGGCUCCGACUCCAAGUCCGGGAAGCCGCGGCGCGCGCGCACCGCCUUCACCUACGAGCAGCUCGUGGCGCUGGAGAACAAGUUCAAGGCGACGCGCUACCUGUCGGUGUGCGAGCGCCUCAACCUGGCGCUGUCGCUGAGCCUCACCGAGACGCAGGUGAAGAUCUGGUUCCAGAACCGCCGCACCAAGUGGAAGAAGCAGAACCCGGGCGCCGAUACCAGCGCGCCGACAGGCGGCGGAGGGGGACCGGGGCCGGGUUCCGGGCCGGGUGCGGGGCUGCCCGGUGGCCUCAGCCCGCUCAGCCCGUCACCGCCCAUGGGCGCGCCGAUCGCCAUGCACGGCCCGGCCGGGUACCCGGCGCACGGCCCCGGCGGCCUGGUGUGCGCCGCGCAGCUGCCCUUCCUGUCGAGCCCGGCGGUGCUGUCGCCCUUUGUGCUGGGCUCGCAGACCUACGGCGCGCCCGCCUUCUACGCGCCGCACCUCUGA
Molecule: messenger RNA, 1293 nt
Organism: Lagenorhynchus albirostris (white-beaked dolphin)
Lineage: Eukaryota; Metazoa; Chordata; Mammalia; Artiodactyla; Delphinidae
Gene: NKX1-1
Product: NK1 homeobox 1
Exons: 2
Coding region: 1-1293 (430 amino acids)
Biological process (GO): cell differentiation; regulation of transcription by RNA polymerase II
Cellular component (GO): nucleus
Molecular function (GO): DNA-binding transcription factor activity, RNA polymerase II-specific; RNA polymerase II cis-regulatory region sequence-specific DNA binding
Source: RefSeq, a predicted model, not a curated record